Dinoponera quadriceps is the source of this 3626-nucleotide messenger RNA. Its product is annotated as parathyroid hormone/parathyroid hormone-related peptide receptor-like. The record is from RefSeq and is a predicted model, not a curated record. Bases 626 to 2347 code for a protein of 573 amino acids. The transcript is spliced from 13 exons. Gene Ontology annotation, molecular function: G protein-coupled peptide receptor activity; peptide hormone binding. Gene Ontology annotation, cellular component: plasma membrane. Lineage: Eukaryota; Metazoa; Arthropoda; Insecta; Hymenoptera; Formicidae. Gene Ontology annotation, biological process: adenylate cyclase-modulating G protein-coupled receptor signaling pathway; cell surface receptor signaling pathway.
CUCAGGAGGGCAGUCGCGUCGAAACGGCGCUCGAUGUUGGUUGGCGCGCGGACCGCGCGGUUUCGAACGACGGAGUUGGCGAGCGUGUUUCGCGCGCGCGUUACGACGAGACGACCGCGAUACAAAGUGGAAGCGCGAAUGAAUUCAAGUUCGCGACAACGGAACUGAAGUCCGGUGGAAGUUGGUACGGGCGAAGGUGUUCGGGCUGGACGGUUAAGUCCCGGUCUACGUCAGUCCAUCAGAUCGGGGGCUUAUCACCGCGACAUAAACAGGCGUGUGCCGUCGGCGAAUACGCACCGACGACGAGCUGCUGACGUUCCUUGCGACGGAUAUCUAUCUAUCUGGAGAGCUUUCGCUGCGACCGCUGUUUUCGAGCUCGAGAGAGCUUCGAGUGCCGCCGGUCGACUCGCGUCUCCUGAAUCGCCUCGUCUCGUCGUCGGGUUUACCGUGAAAAUCCAAAGGAGCGGACGGAGGGGUGUGCGGCUUGCGAUUCGCAUCUUUCGGCGACGGAGUGAACGCGAAAGAGAGAGAGAGAGAAAGAGUGGCGAGCGAAAAAGUCAAUUGGAUAGUCGGUUGGAUACGAAAGAACGCGAUUCUCUUUUUCUCUCUGUUCUCGUGGAGGAGGAUGCUUCCCCAUUUGAAGAACAACGACCUCGGCCGAGCCCAGGAUCUGAUGAUCGAGGCCGAGUCGAAACGUUGCAAUCGCGGCAAUAUCGUGGAGGCAGGUUGGUGUCCCGAAACUUGGGAUGGGUUGUCGUGUUGGAACUCGACGCCACCUGGAAAAUUGGCCUUCCAGCCUUGUCCCUAUUAUUUUAUAGGUUUCAAUGACCAGGCGAACGCCUCGAAGCAAUGUAUGUUGGAUGGUGAAUGGUUCUUUAACGUCGCAACUGGCACCACGUGGAGCAACUAUAGUCAAUGCUACACGCAGCAAACACACCUCCUACUGAAUACAUCGGACGUGCAGACCACUAACAUCACUCUCAUCAAGAAAUUCCUGCCGAUCGUGAAGACCAUCUCGAAACUCGGCUACACGAUCUCGCUGUUCACUCUCAUCUUCGCAUUUUGUAUCUUAGCUACCAUCAAGAAGUUGCGAUGCCCGCGGAACAUAUUGCACAUGCAUCUGUUCGCCUCGUUCAUGAUGCGGGCCUUCAUGGGGCUGCUGAAGGACAUGCUCUUCGUGUCCGGCAUCGGAACGUCGAACGUGGUGGUCCCGGACGGCGACGGUUACUGGCUGGUCGACGAGACGGACAACUGGCACUGCAAGAUGGUCACCAGCCUGUGGCAAUACUUCCUCCUGGCGAACUAUUUCUGGAUCCUGAUGGAGGGGAUAUACCUGCACAAUUUGGUCAUCCUGGCGCUCUUCACCGACGCCAACUCCAGCAUCGCUGCCUACAUCAUUUCCGGAUGGGGUCUGCCGGCCAUUUUCAUCUUACCCUGGGUAGUCACGAGGAUUAUGUUCGAGAAUACGUAUUGCUGGACGACCAAUCUGCAGCCUCUCGUCUUUCUCUUAAUACGUGUGCCCACGAUAUUCUCUAUUUUGAUCAACUUCGUGCUCUUCGUCAACAUUGUGUGGGUGCUGCUGUCGAAACUGAAGUCUAGCGUACUGGAGGAAACGCAGAGAUACAAGCAGUGGACGAGAAGCACGUUGGUUCUAAUGCCGCUGUUCGGGGUGCACUACGCGGUCUUCAUGGGUAUGUCGUACAGCAUCGGUAAGAACGAGACCGUGGAGGUCACAUGGCUCCUCAGCGACCAGCUGUUCGCGUCCUUGCAGGGCUUCUUCGUGGCGGUGCUGUAUUGCUUUCUGAACGGCGAGGUGAGGGCUGAGGUGUCGCGGGCGCUUCGGAGCAGCAAGUGGUCGCGUCUACGCGGCCGAUGGGGUCCGCGACCUUCGACGCACUCCGUCAGCGUGUGUAGCUGCAACGUCUCCGGGAAGCCGGACCGAUGCUCCAAACGACCCGGCAGGUGGUGGAGGGCGCGCUGGAAGUCACCGUCCUGCAUGUUCCAGGAGCGAGCGACCCGUCGGUCCACCCACUCGAUGGCGAGUACACAAGAUGAUGGAACGAGAGGAGGUAGUUUAGCGAGCAGCAGGGGCUACCUAGAGCUCGCCGGCAAUGGUCAGUCGGCGACGGGGCGGCAGGCGACGCGAAGCCAACAUGGUCGUCAUACGUCGCCGAUGUGCAGCAAAUAUACCGAUCAGUCGCUGCUUUCCUUCUGCUCGAACGUAUCGGAAGCGUCAGGGCCGAAUGUCAGCGACAGGAUACGUGAGCAGCAUCGAUGGAGCGAUUCCGAGUGCUGCCAUCUCGCGUACGAGUUGCACAAUCUACAGCAGCAGCACGGACAGCCGUGACAGCACGGACGCCUGGAUUUUCUUACGCCUGACGAAAAACCUGAUACGCAUGUCGCUUGUUUGUAAAUGUACACACAACGUUCAUACGCGCACACGCAUAUACCAUCGCAGGUGUGCAAAUACCAUCGCAGGUGUGCAAAUUAAUUCGGUGCCCUUCUCAUCGUGAUAGAAAUUUUAAUUUGAACCAGAAUUGCGGGACAUUAAAUGCAAGGGCAUCGAAUUAACUUGUACACCUAAUAUUCCCGAAAAGAGAGGCAAAACCGAAAAGUUUAGUCCGGAUCUAGAAUAGAUGUAGUACGCCCUUUAGUUAGCCUUAUACUCCAACAAGGAGAGGGUUUGGACUGUGCAUCUCAAAACGUGAGGAUUUGCAUUGAUAUAUUGCAUUUACAUUGUUGAGAAAUUAUAACGAUGUAAAGUUACUGUUACACCUGAAGCUGCAAUUAAACGUGUCGACUGGAUGGGUAAGUGUUGGACAAUGAAAUUAUAAAUAUUAUGCUAAAUUCGUUCACUUUGAUCAAUUUCACCACUUUCUGAGAUGCAUAAUCGAGCCCCAGCACGCAAGAAAUGAAAAUGUCGAAUAUCCGUCGUUACUCGUAACGACUUUUAUGCACACGCGACGUGAGUGAACGAAGAAGGCGGGUUACUAAAACCAAAUAUAUUUUAAUAUGGCUGUACGGGCUGUAGUACAUUAAGUAUAUUUUAAUAGGACUAUAUUUCCGAUGGCCGCACUUCGCAAGAAACCUAUAGUCAAUUAUCUUGUACACACAUUUGCUAUUUCCUCUUAAUAGGAUACAUUGAUAUCGCAUAAAAAUUAAUAUAUUUCUGGCGUUACUUUAUUUAUUAUUGCCGCGAAAACAUUCUGUUUUCCACGUUUGAUAAAACGGGUAUCGAAAUCAUUUUUUAUUGUUUACACCGAGGUUGUAAAUAUAUCGGUGCAUCGUCUUUAAGCUGACAACAAUAUCGACGAAUUACUCGGCAAAUUUGAAUUAAGAGGAUAUGCUAGACAUAAUUAAUGUACAAAUAAAUGUUUGAAAGUUCCUCGUUAAGGAAUGCACGGAUAACGCUAUUGUGAAGUUCUGUGUUAUGUAUUUAGGAUAUAAGAAUAUUCCUUUUCGUAAAUAUAAACGUUCGGCCGAAUAGUUUACGUCACAUGCUUUCACUUGCUCUUUUCUCUCUAUAUGUAUGUGCACGUAAUCAAAAUUGUAUCAAAACGGCAUGAUAGAUACGUUUGAUGUAAAACUUACGUAAAACCAAUGAAUGAAUUGUAUUAUAAUAUGAA